AUGUAUACAAAUAAAAAAGUAUCCUUCUUUACACGUAUUCAUAUAUAUUUUGAGGAACGACCUUCCUCCUCCCUCCAGCCCUGCAUUUUCUUUCUACUCAUUUGUCUGUUUGGUUUUACCUCAUCUUUAGUUGACGAAAACGGGGAGCAUCCCAUCGAAAAUAGAUUGAAUGAAAAGGAAAAUAAUGCAAAAAAAGAGAUAAUGUGCGAUACAGAAAAGGGGGUAAAAAAUGAAGCUGCAAAAAAGGCCACAAGCAAAGUAGAUACGGCCGACAUAAGCAAUGUAGUACAGAAAACUGUGAAAGAUGUUAAAAAGGAUGUUAUGCGGGACAUUUUAAGUGCUACAGAAAAGGUUUCGGAACAUUAUGUUGUAAAUGAUAAUGCAAUAGACGGAUGCAACAUGCACGAGUUCUCUCUGAGCACUGAUUUGAAGAAUGAUGAUGUCUGUAAUAAUGAUGGUGUAUGUAGUACUUCUGGUGUGUGUAAUAAUUCUGGUGUGUGUAAUAAUUCUGGUGUGUGUAAUAAUGCUGGUGCGUGUAAUAAUGAUGGUGUAUGUAAUAAUGAUGGUGUAUGUAGUACUUCUGGUGUGUGUAAUAAUUCUGGUGUGUGUAAUAAUGCUGGUGUGUGUAAUAAUGAUGGUGUAUGUAAUAAUGCCGGUGUGUGUAAUAAUGAUGGUGUAUGUAAUAAUGCCGAUGUGUGUAAUAAUGAUGGUGUAUGUAAUAAUGCUGGUGUAUGCAAUAAUGAUGAUGUAUGCAAUAAUAAUAGUGUGCGUAAUAAUGAUGAUGUAUGCAAUAAUAAUAGUGUGCGUAAUAAUGAUGAUGUAUGCCAAAAUGAGGAAUACCUACACCAUGAUCAUCCAUGGCACGAAGAACCAGAUGAAACAAAAAGUUACAUGCAGAACACUAAGGAAAACUCGCUCAUUGACGACACAUAUAAAAAAGAAAAUGAUAGUUAUGACAUUUUAAGGGAAUGCCUUCAGCAUAAUAAAGAAUUACAUAAAAAAAAAAUUGACAUAAAUAAUGCCCUAGAUAAUGGAGAGAAUAAAAAUGACCAUAUUAGUAAUCACUGUUCCGAAAAAUUGGAUGAUAUCCCUAUACCUGGAAAAGAAAAAGAAAAUAGCACCCUGUAUCAUUUCAACCCUGAAAAAUUGGGUUACAUAUAUAACAAUGGUUUGAAGCCUACAGAGGGGUAUGUGCUCAUCUACCCGAAUAUAUCGAAAAUGUCUGUUCCACCAAAAAUUAGAAAAAAAAAGCUAAGAUGUUGUUAG
Messenger RNA from Plasmodium gonderi, 1266 nucleotides. RefSeq lists its product as hypothetical. The transcript is spliced from 2 exons. The coding region runs from base 1 to 1266 and encodes 421 amino acids. The record is from RefSeq and is a predicted model, not a curated record. Lineage: Eukaryota; Apicomplexa; Aconoidasida; Haemosporida; Plasmodiidae.